Molecule: messenger RNA, 401 nt
Organism: Cicer arietinum (chickpea)
Lineage: Eukaryota; Viridiplantae; Streptophyta; Magnoliopsida; Fabales; Fabaceae
Source: RefSeq, a predicted model, not a curated record
ACAAUGCUUUGAAGAAAAAAGUUGUUUCUAUGGGUUACUCGAUCAAUGAUCCUACAUAUCGAUACUACCGCAGAGAAAUCGGCAUAGUAAACCCGGAGGCUUUGAAAUGGUUAGACAACAUACCUCGAGAAGAUUGGAUUCAAGCAUUCGAUGGAGGUAGUCGUUGGGGUCAGAUGACAACCAACCUUGUGGAGUCGAUUAAUAGAGUAUUAAAAGGCACGCGCAACCUUCCCAUCACUGCUUUGGUCCAAUCAACUUAUUUUAAAACAGGGACACUGUUUCCAACCAAGGGAAAACGACAUGCAUCAAUUUUAGCUUCUGGUCAGGUAUACACAGAAACUUGCAUAAAAUUUAUGAAAUUGGAAAUAAGUAAAUCCAAUAGUCAUAGAGCUUUAGAAUAG